Molecule: messenger RNA, 2082 nt
Organism: Notechis scutatus (mainland tiger snake)
Lineage: Eukaryota; Metazoa; Chordata; Lepidosauria; Squamata; Elapidae
Source: RefSeq, a predicted model, not a curated record
AUGAGCAUUGAGCAGAGGGAAUUGGGGGAGGGCAGAAGUGGGAGGAAUCCCUCCCUUGGACACCCAGCAUGGGAGGGGCUCAGCCCCCUGACCUCCCUCGCCUCGCUUCCCCUGCAGGUGGGCCUUAACAUUCUCAUCCAGCGAGCCAACCACUUCACGCCAGCCACCCGGAUCCUGAUCCAGAGAUUUGUGCCAUUUCCUGCCGUAGCAAGUGCCAACAUUUGCAACGUGGUCCUGAUGAGACACACAGAACUGGAGGAAGGGAUCGACGUCCUGGAUGGGGAAGGGAACGUCGUUGGAUCGUCCCGGAUCGCUGCCAGACAUGCCCUGCUGGAGACGGCGCUCACCAGAGUGGUCCUGCCGAUGCCGAUCCUGGUUCUGCCUCCCAUCAUCAUGUCCCUCCUGGAGAAGACGGCUUUUCUGCGCUCCCGACCUCGGCUGUUUCUCCCAGUCCAAAGCCUCGUGUGCCUUGCCGCCUUCGGCCUUGCCUUGCCUUUGGCCAUCAGCCUCUUCCCCCAGAUGUCCGAGAUCGAGACCGCCCGCUUGGAGCCGGACAUCGCUCAGGCCACCGCCAGCCUGACCGUCACCUACAACAAAGGGCUGUAAAGCCGAAGCCAGCCCAGCCCUCAGCACCCAAGACGGUGGCAGCGGCAGCAGCAGCAGCAGCGGCGGCGGCACAGAGAGGCGUGAAGGGAGGAGGGGGGCUGGUGGGGAGGGGGGCGGAAUACAAUAGGAAGGAGAAGACGAGGAAGCUGUGGCUUGUAACAUCUUCCCUCCGUCAAGAACGGAGUGUAAAUUAGCACUUUCCCGAGACCCGGUAUCUCACGUUGGUCGAAAAGAUUAAUAUUUAAAGUUCUCAAUUAGCGACAGUAACAGCACAAAGAGAAGAGGGGGGGGGGGGGGAGGAAGGAGGGAGGCGGGGGUGGGUGGGGGGGGGGGGGGGGGGGCUGUUGGAAAGUCUGACUUCCUCUGGCUCUGCUGAGCUCCAGGCCAGCCUGGCAACCCACCCCUCCACCCCCAACCAGAUGUUUGGGGGUGCAGCUUUCAGGAUCCCAGGCACCCAUGGCCAAGCAGGGAGGUGCAGUCCCAGAUAGUUUGGGGACGGGGGGGGGGGGGGAGCAACUGCAGAACUAUGGGGAGGGGGACCGCCCUGCUCCUCCUUUCAGGCUGGAGGGCCAAGCUGCAACUCUUUUGAGUAGGCGGCUUUUCAGUCCUGGCUGGAGCUGUGAGGGUCACUUUGAUCGUAAGCCCUUCUCAGGGCUUCCUUGCUCCUCCCCAGGACCCCUCCCCCUUUUCCCUGAGCAGAGCCGCCUCCUGCAGCCCUCAGGAGGUGGGGCAUUGAACCCAGGAGCUCUUGGAGGGGCAGCUGGGGUCGUCCUUUCUGUGUUGUGGGGACAGGGUUUUUUUUGGCUUUUAGACUCCCAUGGAGGGAGGGAACCUCCCUGCAGUGGCCCUCCCCACGGGCCCUUCAAACCCAGGGCAGAGGAGGGCCUCUUUUUAUGGGGCCAGCCGUGGGACGGAGGCCAGGCCAGGGCUCUUCCCUUCCCACUGCACUCCACACACACCACCCGGGAGGGCCUUGGGGCAGGGACAUAAGGGGGUGGGGAGGCAGCCAUACUGGGUGGGUGGGGGGCAGAAUAUGGGGCAGCAACAGCAAUCAGCCCUAGAGCCUUAGAGGUUGGGGGCCACAAAGAGGCUGGUUCUAGCCCACUGAAAAUAGGCAGCCUGCUCACACACCCCCAACCCCUGAAAUACUUUUUCUGGCUCCCUCCUGAAAGGCCCCCCCCCGCCCCCCCGCGUAUUAUGGCUCUUGCAGGUUCUCCACAGGCAGUGCUGGUUGCAGCUCUGGGAGCGCUUCAGAGAGGGGGUUUCUCUGAUCGACCCCUUCUUUUGGAGAGGGGGGGGUGGGGGCUGAGCUUUGCCUGCUGUUUUAAUUCUCACAGGACUGGCCAGCACUUCCUGCCUUCGUGGGAGUGGAUGUGGCACAUUGGUGUCUGAGACCAACUGCCAAAGGCUGUAGGUUGGUAGAUUAGGAAAGAAAGAAAAGGAAGAGAAAGAAAAGGAAGGAAGGAAGGAAGGAAG